AUGUCUGACGAACUUAUUACAUAUGAAGUCAAAGAUAGGGCAGUGUUAAUUACUUUGAAUAAUCCAAAAAAGUUGAAUUCCUUGACCAUUCAUCAAUACGAUACAAUUUGCAAAUAUUUGGAAAGAGCCAACAAUGAAGAAGACACCAUAAUUACCUUGAUUCAAUCAACUGGUAGAGUAUUUUCAGCUGGCGCCAAUGCUGAUUCAAUUGUUGGACAAGAUGCUGAACUCGAAACGUGGAUGAAUUUAUCAAUUGCCAAACAGACAUUCUUGGUUCAAACUUUCCUUGCCCAUAAGAAGAUUUUAGCUGUUGCGUUGAAUGGUCCAGUUAUUGGAUUAUCAGCUUCUUUUGUUACUCUUUGUGAUUUGAUAUAUGUUAAUGAUUUGUCCAAAACAUUUCUUUUGACUCCAUUUGCCAAUAUAGGUAUCCUUGCUGAAGGGGGGACGUCGGCUACUUUACCUAUGAGAUUGGGUUGGUCAAAGGCAUCUGAAGCGUUAUUGCUAUCAAAAAGGAUUUCUGGAGAUGAUUUGCAAAAUGCUGGUUUGAUCAAUAAACACUAUAAUGGAAAAUUCAAGACUGCUGAAGAGUUUAAUGUUACUGUCUUGAACGAGUUGCUAGAUGCAACUGAGACUUUACAUCAGGACUCAAUCUUGCAAAACAAACAGUUGUUACAGGCCAUGUUUAAGCCACGCAUUAGCGAGGUAAACUCACAAGAAGUAUCUAGAGGAGUCUACAAAUGGACUUCCGGUGAGCCAAUGUCCAGAUUCAAAAAGCUUCUUACAGGGGAAUUAAAACAUAAAUUAUAA
Messenger RNA from Candida tropicalis MYA-3404, 807 nucleotides. RefSeq lists its product as uncharacterized. Lineage: Eukaryota; Fungi; Ascomycota; Pichiomycetes; Serinales; Debaryomycetaceae. The coding region runs from base 1 to 807 and encodes 268 amino acids. Gene Ontology annotation, biological process: fatty acid beta-oxidation. The record is from RefSeq and is a predicted model, not a curated record. The transcript has a single exon. Gene Ontology annotation, cellular component: peroxisomal matrix.